Molecule: messenger RNA, 2333 nt
Organism: Thrips palmi
Lineage: Eukaryota; Metazoa; Arthropoda; Insecta; Thysanoptera; Thripidae
Product: carnosine N-methyltransferase
Exons: 8
Coding region: 151-1326 (391 amino acids)
Molecular function (GO): S-adenosylmethionine-dependent methyltransferase activity
Source: RefSeq, a predicted model, not a curated record
GCGGCACACACGCACGCGGGCGCGCGCGGCGGCGCGAGGCGAGGUGUGCGAACGCGAACACGAGAGAAGUGAAGUGGUAGUGGUAGAGGCUGAGGGGCCACCGCAAGCAGAAAAGUACCUGAAGUCGAACUGUUUACUUCUCGGAUUAAAAUGGACGUCGACGAUGGACCAAGAACUCCUAAUCCGCUGGAGAAGGAAGAGGAGAGACGGAAUUUCCGUCGAAUUGAGUGUGCUUUCAAGUAUUACAAGAAACAUUCACUAGCUAGAAUCUCCAAAACUGAAGCUUUCAUGUCAUCUUUGCCUGAACGUCACCAAGAAAUGCUUGAGAAAUACAAGCAACAUUUGGGAACUAUCAGGCAAUGUAUUGAAAAAAAUGAGAAAAUUAUAAACCUUAUUAUUCGUGAUGUCAAUUGGAUGUUUGUGAAUAUUCAUCCGGACAAUGCAGACGACCUAGACAGCAACAUUAAUCAUUCGUCCAAUGUGUCCAAUGAUUUGGAGAGAGUUCAAACUACUCUUAAACAACUUGUUCGUGAUUGGAGUUCAGAAGGAGCUAAAGAAAGAAUGAUGUGCUACCAGCCCAUUAUUGAUGAACUAUUGCGAACUUUCCCCCAAAAUCUUUGUGACCCUGCAAACAUCAAGGUUUUAGUCCCAGGUGCAGGCCUAGGACGCCUAGCAUUUGAAAUAGCACGUAAUGGUUAUGAAUGCCAGGGAAAUGAGUUCUCCUUGUUCAUGCUGUUUGCAUCAAAUUUUGUUUUGAACAGGAUUCAUGAAGUUAAUGCAUAUGAACUUUUCCCUUGGGUGCACCAGAACUGUAACAUUUUGAAAGGAGAGAGCCAGACAAGAAGUGUUCUCUUUCCUGAUGUGAAUCCCUCUGAUCUACCUUCUAGUACCUUUUCUAUGACGGCUGGUGAUUUCUUGGAGGUUUAUGUUGAACCUGAGCAGUGGGACUGUGUUGCCACUUGUUUCUUUAUUGACUGUGCUCAUAACAUAGUUUCAUUUAUUGAGACUAUUUACAACAUUUUGAAACCAGGUGGUGUAUGGUUGAAUCUUGGUCCUUUGCUUUACCACUUUGCUGAUAAUGCCAAUGAAAAUUCCAUUGAACCCUCGUAUGAAGUGGUUCGCGAUAUUAUUGAAAAAGUUGGCUUUCAAAUAGAGAAGGAGGACACAAAUGUAUCCACAACUUACUCCCAAAUGCAAGAAUCAAUGUUGCAGCAGGAAUAUAAAAGCGUAUUCUUCAGGUGUCGCAAACCGGCCUUCCAACAAAAUGGGCAUGCCCACCCAGAGAAGAAUUCUGCUGGUCAGAAGAGAUCAAUUCAAGAUACAUAGAUGAGGACUUUCGGCCUUUCUUAUGUAACUAUUCUAGUGUGUGUGACCCCAGGACACUCCAUGUGCUUUUUAGCAUAUUUCUUGACCAAAAUUGUAGGGUCUAUUUAUCCAACUGACAUGUUUAGUGAGUGUUCCCUUAAUAUUUUGACUCAGUGGUAUAAUCUCGUGUUUUUCCUCCUAUGCGUGGUGAGUUUUUCAGUUGAUAUUAUAAGAAUGCUUGCCGGUCCAAAAUGUCUGAAAUACUUUUUGCAUUAUUUUUUUUUUUGCACAGGUUCCUGAUUAUUUGUUUUACAUAGUCUAAAUGUAUGUGAUUGCUAUGUCACUAUUGUCUCAACAUUGUUUUGUUUUCUAAUAGGAUCUAUGUUAUUUUCUUAUAUGAUUUAUUUGUGAUAUUGCAGCUUUGAGAGAAGUAAGUUUUCAAAAGGGGUAUUGGUCUCCAUUCUGUUAUUUUCUCAAAUAUAUAAAUGUGCUUCUGAAAUUGCUGCAACAACUAAUUUUCUAAAUUAAAGAAAAAUAGCUAGGAGUUUAAAGUACUUUUCAUAAUUUGAAAAACAUGUUAUUAAAUGUGUUCCCUACUAAUGCAAUCAAACCUAGCUCAGCUAUGGUUUGUCCAAAUGUUUUGGUACGUCUCUCUCCCUCUCCCUUAAAAUAAGAAAUUAAUUGUUUUGUUUUGACUUUUGUUACCGGAUUUUAUACUUUCUGAAUUUAAUUUUAUCUCAUGAACUUUCGUCAGUCUUGUGCAAGACUUUGAGACUCUCAAAUGUGAGAUUUUGAACAAACUUAUGUAUAACUUUUCUUUUGUGGUUGCUCUCACCUCUUGGUAGUUGAUUCCCUGUACUUGUUGCCAUGAUGCAUGUAGUCAUAAAUUUUGAAGUGAUUGGACUGAGAGGGUUGUGUUCUUGCAGAGAUAAAUGCUAUCUCUGGUUCUUGUUCUUAAAUGAUUUAAGACCUAGUAUUAAAACUUUCUUUGUAAUAAAAUUUGCUAUUAAAACGUAAUGCUGGUAUAA